Triticum dicoccoides is the source of this 1736-nucleotide messenger RNA. RefSeq lists its product as uncharacterized. NCBI's taxonomy places the organism in Eukaryota, Viridiplantae, Streptophyta, Magnoliopsida, Poales, Poaceae. Gene Ontology annotation, molecular function: protein binding. The record is from RefSeq and is a predicted model, not a curated record. The transcript is spliced from 2 exons. Bases 68 to 1297 code for a protein of 409 amino acids.
AUCACCUCGGCUUGAGAGUGAGGCCCCGUCGAUUGCUCGCAUUCCGAUCCCCAUUCUGCGCCCCCACAUGGCACGGACGGCUCCGGUCGCCGACACCAUCGCCGUCCUCGGCGACGACCUCCUGCGGGAGGUCUUCCUCCAUCUCCCCACCCCCGCUGACCUCCUCCGCGCCGCCCUCGCCUGCAAGCCCUUCCUCCACGCCGCCCGCAGCGCCCGCUUCCUCCGCCGCUUCCUUCGCCGCCACCCCUUCGCCUGCCCGCUCCUCCUCGGCUGCUUCGUCCACCGCUGCCGCGAAGACCCCAGCCCUCUCCUUCUCCCCGCCCCCCUUCCCGCCGCCGCGCGCCGCGUCGUCGAGGGCGGCGACUUCGCGCUCUCCUUCCUGCCCGACCUCGGCUCGUCGGGCCCCGACCCGUGGAAGGUCUUGGACAGUCGCAGCGGCCGGCCCCUGCUGUGGGAUCAGGCAUCCGCGGAGCAGCCCGUCGCCGAUCCGUGGAAGGUCUUGGACUGCCGCAACGGCCGCCUACUGCUGCGCAAUCGGGUGUCCCGAGAGCUGGCCGUCGCCGAUCCCUUGACCCGGCGCUGGGCCUCUCUCCCCGCGCCCCCGGCUGAGCGCCCCGUGGGGUAUGGCCUCGUCACCGACGACGGCUGCUCGUCGGCGUUCCAGGCGUUCUGCGUUUCAGAAGACGGUGGCGGCUCCUCCGGGCUCCGCGCCCAGGUGCUCUCCUCCAGCGAGCUCCGCUGGGCCGACGCAGCUGUCCUCGCGGGCCAGCAUACUCUCGCGGACUCCCGGGUGAUGCAAGCGAACGGGUCGCUCUACUGGAAGCUCAAGGGCGGGGAGCGCAUGGUUGCGCUCAACACGGCGACGAUGGCGUUCUCCUUGCUGGAGCUCCCUGAUUUCGCGCGGCAGUUCAGCUUCGACAUCAUUGAGAAGGGGGACGACGAUGCUGGCGGGCUCUACCUACUCACCAUGCUCGGAUUCUGCGUCGAGGUUUGGGGCGGUUGGGAUGAUGGCAGCGGUGUGCUAACAUGGACACUGGUGGAGAAGUCGGUCAGGUUCCAGAGGGCCAUGGCGGAGAUGAUUCGUUCAUCACAGUUUUACCGGCAUGGGCUGGUUGUCAUUGGGGUGGUUGCCGGUGUGGUCUUCUUGCGCAAUAAGGAUCGCCUGCUCUCCAUUGAUCUGGAGACGAUGAAGCUCAGGAUGUUGGCACGGAAAGACAAGUGCCCAUCGACCCUGAUGUAUCCUUACACGAUGGCAUGGCCACCUUCAUGCCUGAACCCUACUGAACAAGGAAUGUGAGGCUCACUACAGCUUAUGGUGGUAAUAAGGUUUUGUGCAGAGGUAACGAAGAGGAAGGGAUUCCAUCAUCCGCACGAUGAUUGCGGCGCAACCAGUCUAACCGCGCCUAAAUGCCUGAACCUUGUAUGAUGUAAUUAGUUAGUGUUACGGUCUUGUUAUGUGUGUGGUCACCAUAAUCCGACUUUGCAAUCUGGGGAAUGCGGUAUGUAGCAUGCUUCCUUCCUGAUUGUUGUACCAGUUCAUCUGUCUGACUGUCUCCUUAAAUUUGUGAUACAAUCCUGGUUGGGGUUGGAGUGUAUCUAUCAUCUGUCUCCUUCGGUACAGAUGCAUGGAUUGUAUCCCAGUCUAAUAAAUGGGAUUCCAGAAUCAUGCACAGGGAAGAAACUGAAGAGUGAAGAGAGCUAGCUUGGCUAUGGCAGCGAGUGCUGUGAUUACGUUA